AUGUCGAAGAAGACUGUUGACGUGCCAGCAGGCCUGCGUGAAAUACUUCAGGAUUUCACAGUUGCUGUUUUGCGCAACCGGCCAUCGAAUAUUAUAAAUUUUGCAGCGGAAUAUUUUGAAAUGAAAAAAAACCAACAGAAGGAAAACGAAGAUGCCGAAAGCGAGGAGGAGAUUAUGGCACCUCCAAUUCGAGCUAGGCGUCGUCAAGGCGUUGCAGCAGAGAGCUAUGAUCCGGAAAAGGAAGACAAAUUUGAAAAGGUCGUUUAUGAGAAAACAGACGAACAACGACAAAGACUGGCCAAUGCGACCAAGGGAAUUCUGCUUUUUAGGUGCCUCGAUGAGGAUCAAAUGCGGGAUGUCAUUGAUGCCAUGUUUGAAAGGAAGGUGGACGUUGGGGAAAAGGUCAUUACUCUGGGCGAAGAUGGUGACAACUUCUACGUGAUCGAAAAAGGAGUUUAUGACAUUAUUGUGAAAGUGGAUGGUGUUGAGAAAAAAGUUGGACAAUACGAUAACAAUGGAUCUUUUGGUGAACUUGCGCUUAUGUAUAACACGCCGCGAGCAGCUACAAUUCAAGCCACCACUCCUGGGAUUUUGUGGGCAAUGACUCGGGAAGUAUUUAGGAGUAUCGUAUUAAAGAGUGCUUUCAAAAAGAGGCAAAUGUACGAGGAGCUACUUAACCAGGUGCCCAUUCUUCAGAGCCUCAGUGCCUACGAACGAAUGAGCAUUGCCGACGCUCUCCACACGCAAAUUUAUGAGGGUGGCACAAAGAUCAUUAGUCAGGGACAGGAAGGUGAUGAAAUGUACUUCGUUGAGGAUGGUGAAGUUCGAAUAACCAUGAAAAAGUCAGGGUCAGAUGAGGAAACUGAACUCACUCGCAUCAAGAAGGGAGGUUACUUUGGUGAGCUUGCUCUGCUGACCAAACACCCUCGCGCCGCCUCUGCCUAUGCAGUUACCCGAACAAAGUUGGCUCUUCUCGAUGUAGGCAGUUUUGAGCGUCUCCUUGGACCUUGCCUCGAUAUUCUUCGGCGCAACAUUGACAACUAUGAGAAUCAGUUGAAGUCUGUUUUCGGCAGUCUAGACAAUGUACCCGAGUUGCGUCAUUAG
Messenger RNA from Echinococcus granulosus, 1104 nucleotides. Its product is annotated as cAMP-dependent protein kinase type II regulatory subunit. Gene Ontology annotation, biological process: regulation of protein phosphorylation. NCBI's taxonomy places the organism in Eukaryota, Metazoa, Platyhelminthes, Cestoda, Cyclophyllidea, Taeniidae. The coding region runs from base 1 to 1104 and encodes 367 amino acids. Gene Ontology annotation, cellular component: cAMP-dependent protein kinase complex. The record is from RefSeq and is a predicted model, not a curated record. The transcript has a single exon. Gene Ontology annotation, molecular function: cAMP-dependent protein kinase regulator activity.